CGGCAAGGGAGUCGCGAUCCUCAAUGGCUUCAAUCUGGGACGCUACUGGCCGUCCAUAGGACCCCAGGUGACGCUGGACUCACAGAAGUGAAACUCAACGGAGUGCCUCUGGGAGGAUGGACCAUGGAGGCCGUACCCGUCACCAAAAACAGGGACGUCUCCUACAUCUUGCAGCUUCUUCUAGACGCAGUGGGACAAGGGGACGUUCCCGGCUUCUUCCAUGGCACCUUCCAACUUCCCCAGGGCGAACCCGCCGAUACCUUCCUGGAUCCGCGGGGCUGGGGCAAGGGCAUCGCGUUCGUGAACGGAAUCAACCUGGGCCGGUACUGGGCCACGGUCGGGCCACAGAUAACGCUCUACGUGCCUGCGCCUUUCCUAUUGGCUUAUCCGGAGGACAACAGACUUGUGUUAUUGGAGCUGGAAAUGGUUCCACGUGAUAGCCGUGUGCGGCUGGUGGACACACCGAAACUGGAUGCUGAUUUCUGAUCCUGAUCAAAGCGCCCGGGAUACAGAUGUUCCUCUGUGCUCGAACUCUUGCCCAUCAUUAAGAAGAAACAUUACAUUAUCCUACCAACACAAUAACUCACGUAUACCAUAAACUCUCUGUUUCUGUUACAGAGGGUAACAUAGCAAGUUGAAAACGAAAGAUUGCCAUGUGUCUCUUUUAUUCCUUUAACAGUUGAAAGGGUAUUAUCAAAAGUACUAGUAUAGUGGAAUGUGCUCAUUCUGGCCACCCGACAGGGAGGUACAAAUCUGAUGUUGGUUAAACCAUGUCCGAGUGAAAUGGGAAAAACCGUCGGUGUUGUGUUGAGGCUAACUUUGACCCGCGGUUCACCUAGGAUCUAGUGUUUCCGCAAAUUCAGGAGACCGCAUUAAUUUGGUUAUCCCAAGUUGUAAAAAAAAUGUAUGAGUAACUUUGAACACGUUCAGUCAAUUAGAGUUUAAUAAUGUAGUGGAAGCUCGCCUACAGCACGAGCUUUUCAGUCCUCCUAACACUUCAGCCUCUGGUGAGCCUAAGCAUGAUACACGCCAGCGAGGCCGUGCUGGAGGCGGAGCUUUCAAAGCAUUAGCAUAAUGUACCCGAAUGUGGUACGUGAGACGGUCACUAACAUUAUUUUUAUAAACUCUUGUUAGGAAAAUGACAGCCAAGCUCCCACACUUCAUUGUCACGUUGCACAUGGGCACUUUGUUAAUCGAAUGGCUGAAAAGUUUCGUUCUUAAGUUAGUUUAAGUUGUGUCGAUACGAUGCGCAGUGUACACUAUACGCUAUAUAGAACAAAAUAAAUAAAUACAAACAGAUAAACACGCAACAGAACAGUCGAAGUGAUGUCUUUAAAAACAAACAUUUAAAGAAGUCAGUGCGUUUAUUUAGUGCAAAUGAACGAAAAAUAGCAUACGUGUUAGGUGUCCAAAAAGCGUGCCAUACAGCUCAGCUGAUACGAGCCGGGACCUGGUCCGUAAAGGUGUCACUUUU
Messenger RNA from Ixodes scapularis (black-legged tick), 1474 nucleotides. Its product is annotated as beta-galactosidase 8-like. Gene Ontology annotation, molecular function: beta-galactosidase activity. Lineage: Eukaryota; Metazoa; Arthropoda; Arachnida; Ixodida; Ixodidae. Gene Ontology annotation, cellular component: vacuole. The record is from RefSeq and is a predicted model, not a curated record. Gene Ontology annotation, biological process: carbohydrate metabolic process. The coding region runs from base 124 to 486 and encodes 120 amino acids. The transcript has 2 exons.